AUGGAGAUCUUCAGCAUUCAGCAGUUGGUAAGCGAUGGAGGGGUCGGGUGGGGGGCUGAGGGCAAUCCAGAGCAAACUGGGAGUAGUGGGAUGGGCUCUCAGCUCAGAGAUGGGCAAACGGCAGGCUUUGGCUUUUGUUUUUUUAAUGAGAGCCUUGAGGUACAGCAGCCACAGUUUGGUGCAAAACACUGUGGGGCCAGGCAUGUGCGCGCUGAGAAUUAAGAACCGGAUGUCUCUGUGAGUGUCUGCUCAGCCCAGGAAUUUGUGACCAGGACCAGGACUGAGCUGGGUUGUUUCAAUUGUUUAGGCAAUUAGUUAGAACCCCUUGCAGGCAGACUGCACAUCACCUAGAAAUCUACUCAAAGGCUCCAAUGUGCUUUCUUCCCACACCUGCCAUAGACCUUAUUUGGGUGGGAAGGUUCUCUGAUCCAGGACUGCUCCAGACUGCGGGGGCAGGGCGGGGGAGUCACACUCCAAGUGUCAGGCAGUGUGGGUUGGGGUGGCCAGCUAUGUGUUGCCCCCAAAAGAAGACAAAAGGGCCAGCAGUUUCCAUAUGGCCAGUUAGCUGUAUACAUGCAAAUUUAGAAUGGCACUCAUUUCAGUAGGAAUGCAGUACAAUACAGCCGACCAGCAGGUGAUGGGGGUGUGCCUGCUGCAGCUCCACGGUAGCCCACCUGAAGGCUCUGGGGUCAAUGGGGCUGAGGAAGUCUCUUGUAUGAAACAACAACAAUUAAAUUUGCUGUCAAGGGACGGGUGGAGUAUCUGCUUUGCAUGCGGAAGGUCCCUAGUUCAAUCCCCAACGGAAUCGCCAGGUGUGGGGCUGGGAGAGAACCUGCUUGACCCCUCCCCCCCGAAUGCUGCUGCCACUCAGUGCAGGCAAUAGUGAGCUAGAUGAAUCGGUGAAAGGCAGCCUCCUAUGUUCCUUUGCUGAAUGAGCUGAGACAGUGAACGAACUCCUUCAGCUGCCUUAUAUGUGCAGGCGGGAAGGAUGUCACAAACAAGCCUGCUAGGCCUCCCCUGGCAUGAGGAUGGCCUGGCGCUGCAGCUGGUGCCUUUUUUGGCUGCUGUGUCCAGCUGAAGCUCUGCUUGCUGCCUCAUGGAGGCCACCCAAGACCUCUGGGUGUCCUCUUCCCUGGAGACCUAAGAAAGAAGGGAGCCACUGACCGCGCUGGGGGGACUGAAACUGGGGAGAAAAGAGCCAUUCCGUUCAUGCUUGGCCUGUGGCAGCAGCAAGGCCUAGAAGCCAUCGCAUUACUCUAGCAAUGUUAUGCUCAGGCGCUGCGCAGCCGGGGGGGGGCUGCCUCAGGUGGCACAUGUUGAAACACUAUUUAAGGGUGUGGGGUGUGUUUUCUAACCUGUGGGCUGCCUUCAUUAUUUCUGGGGUCAUCCCUGCCAAGCUUCAGGGGGGUCCCCGGAAAGUGGGGGAGGGGGGAUCAAGAAAGGCAGGAGCAGAGCCUGAAAGGUGCAGCAAGACUUUUUAGUGUUGACCCCAGCAGGGGGUGAGGGGGGCACGCCUUGGGUUCCAUCCCAGGCAACCAAAUGUAUUUGUAACGUAUAUUUUGGAAGGGGAGCAUAAUGGAGGCUUUAAAAGAGGAAUGGACUAAUUCCUGGAGGAUGAGGCUAUCAGUGGGUACUAGUGAUGGCAUAAGGCCAUUGCAAGCCAGGAGAGUUUAUUCAACAAUUAAUCUGCUGCAUUUAUAGCCCAGCUCCACCCCACCCCCCGAGCUGAAGGUGACACACAUGGUUCUCCCUGUGACAACAACCCUGCGAAGUAGGUGAGGCUGAGAGGCCGUGACUGGCCCCGGGGUCACCCAGUGAGCUUUGUGACUGAAUGUAAGCCUCGGCCUCCCAGGACUGAGCCCAGUUCCACCCCACCCCACUGGCUCUCUUCUGGACCCCCAGUGCUUCUUGCUGGUUUCCCUUUGGGCUUCCUAAAGGCAUCUGGGUGGCCACAGGGAGAACAGGAUGCGGGACUUGAAGGGCUCUUAGGUGUUUGGGUUUUCUGCCUCGCUGCCAACAUGUCUCCUGUUGUCUCUGGACAUCUCAAGCAUCGCGUUUUCCUUUGGCCAGGGAGAGCGUGGGGCUGGGUGUGGGCAGACCACGCCGAGCUACAAGCAGUCAGGAAAUGAUCACCCUCUUGCAAUGACUGGGACGGGCAUGAGAGCCUGGGGCUUCAUGGGAAUGAAGUUUGCCCAGCGGCUGUUCCCAGUCACCUGCUAGUGCCUGGGGAUUUUCCACCCUGGAGACGCCCUGCCUCAGGCGCCCAAAUGUCUCCAGUCGGCCCUGUGGUGGACAGUGCUGACUUUGCCCUUGCGGGAGGAGGGAGCAUUCGCCGCACAUGAUGUGUGUUCCUGAGCCAGGGGCUGCUGCUUAUAUACAUAUCUAUAUAAAUAGAAGUUGCUUCAUCAGGGCCAGGAGGAGCAGGCGGCAGGGAGGGGGGGAAUGUUGCAAGUUGGCCCUGGGCACCCUUUCCACUUGGCGGGAGAGCAAGGUGGAUCAGCAACUUGCAGAAACAUAUAAACUGGGCUGAGGGAGCAACUGACUGCAGGCAGGUGGGAGCUUAAGAGCAGCUCAAGAACUCCAGUGGGCGUUCUGGGGCCAGGUAGGCUGCUGUGGAUUCUGAUGCAACUGAGGCAGAUUGUGCCCCUUUGGUGCAUUUGUGAGACGACCUCCUUAAGUUAUUUUGUACACCUGCAAAACCUGGGGCUCUCCCUCUCCCUCCCACCCUGUUUCCCGCCCUCCUGCCCUGCCCUGGUCCAUUUUAUGAAUCAUUGCUGUCAUUACUGUCUUUAUAUCACCUCCUUCCAACAAGGAGAUCAAGGUGGUAGACCCAGUGAGUUUCACCGCUGAGUGUAGGAUUUGAACCCUGGUCUCCUAGGUCCUAGUGCAACCCUCUAACCACAGUACCACAGAGGCUACAAUCCCAGCAGCACAAGAAACUGCCUUAUAGUGCUUUCAGGCAGCAGGUCUCCAGAGUUUCAGGCAGGAGACAUUCCCAGCCCUACCUGGUGAUGCUGGGGAUUGAACCUGGCACCUCCUGCAUCCAAAGAGAUUCUCUACAGCUGGGCUAUUGACACCCACCACCAGAGGGAUAUAGACACUUUGCUGGAAGAGAGAGAGGGGCUCAAGACAGUCCUCAUGCUCCUGCCUUUUUCCCUCUCCCGCCAGGUAAGUGGCGAACGACAUGACGAGAAAGGGAGAGGUUUUGAAGUGCUGGCAGGAAGCGCGGCCAGGGAGCCAGAGAGAUGGCGGUCAGGCCCGGCAGGCGUGUGGGAAGCAGUCAGCAAGGAAAGGCAGAAGGCAGAAGAUGCGAAGAAGAAAAAGGUGGGUGAGAAGUUCCACCUUGCUCGUGGGGGGGGGGUGGCAUGGGCAGGGGCCUGGCUUCCCCACAGCCACAAGGGAGCAAUAGUGGACAAGAAAGCUCUUGUCUGGCAAGCCAGAUGGCCAGCUGUUCCUUGGUCCCCCAGCAGUCAAUGGGCUAAACAGACAACACAAAGGUGUGCACCUGGGAUCUCUUCACGCAGCUGAGCCAGAGGCUGACCUGCGUUCCCAAGGCAUCACAUGGCACUUGAAAGAUCAAAGGUGCUUCCAGACAUGGAUGAUUUAGCAGCAGCAAACUCAGGCAGUUCUGCUUGAAGCUGGAAUGGGAAGAGCAGCUCUGCUUCCAGGUUUCUAACUCAAUGUAGUCAAGUGGGCAGGUCCACCCCACUUUCCCCCAGACUUCAUUGUAGGAUGUGGGGAGGGGGAAAUGCUAUGGGACUACUGUAUGUGGGGAAAGGACUAAAUACUCCCUGCACUGUAUUCUCUGAUGUGAUCACACACACCCUGCUUCCUAUAGCAGUUUGGAGUAUGUGUGUAAACAGAUGUAAAGGCAAUGAUAUUUGGGGAGGAGAGAGUGAAAGCGAUAGAGCCGAUUCCUACAAAAGAGAGACAGGCCACAGAAAAGGAAAUGGCUAGAGCACAUUCUAGAGGAUGGUUGAGCAAUCUAUAUGAAUACAGAUCUGGAAUAGCAAUGCAAUGGAUCAUCUACACCAGUGUUUCUCAAACAUGGGUCUCCAGCUGUUGUUGGACUACAGCUCCCAUCAUCCCUAGCUAGCAGGGCCAGUGGUCAAGGAUGAUGGGAGAUGUAGUCCAACAACAGCUGUAGAUCCAAGGUUAAGAAAAACUGGUCUACCCUCGGGGAGAUUAUGGUCCGGAUGCUCUGCUUCUAUUAAAUGUCACUGAAGACUGAAUCCUCUUUAUGCUUUGAUCUCUUAGCCCUUCAAGGGCCACAAGAUUCUGUCGGCUCUGUUGCACUUAUUGAUUGAUUGAAUUUAUAUCCUGUCUUUCCUCCUGAAGGAGCUCAGGGCAGCAAACACAUUCAUAACAAAACAUUUUUUUCAAGAAAGCAACAGACAAUUGGGAGCCUGAAAGGGCACUCCUGAUGACUCCUUGGCUUGUGUUUGGCUCGUGGGUGCCUUUUACAUUUGGCAUGGAAUGCAGGUCUCUCUCUGGGUCUGGUUCUACUCGGGAGCUCUCAGUCAGAGCCCCUGCAUGAAGCCGGGUCCUGCCCAAAAGCAGCUGCAGCUGUUCCCUGUCAAGGGGAUACCAGGUGGGUGGCUGCACCCCAAGUGGCCCACGUGGGUGGAGGGCUGUCAGCAUCCUGCCCAGUGGCUAGAUCCCAUUCUCCACCCCUGGUUUACUGUGAAGCAGUGUGGGGCAGCCUCCUGAAUACAGUGAGCACCAGGAAGAGUGGCAGGAUAAUUUGAACUGUGGCAGACAAGCAAACACCUCCCUGCUGUGAAGCAGCCCUCACAAACCCCUCUGAAAUGAAUGGAAGCUUUGCAAGGGGGCGCGGCAAAGCUCUCCCCUUGGGCGUCCCAGGCCUCCUCUCCCCCACUGUGGCAGGUGCUGUGGGGGAAGCCGGUUGCCCACACAUCUCCUUUCCCCCUGUCUCCUUUCCAGCUUGAGACACUCAGCAAUUCCAGGCUGAAGCUAGACAGCCUGCAGGACUUGGAGGCGCUUGUCAAGCUUCGCAAGAAUAAGAAGAGGUUGAAGAAAGUGGUCCGCCCCAAAGAACGGGAGCCAGAAGUGAUGGUGAGUCUCCGCAGGCUUUGCCAGAAGACUGUGUGCUGCCGCACAGGUGUAGCCUUGACACACUGCUUUAGAGGGAGGGGGCUGUGCUUCCCCUGCAAGAGGAAGUUUGUGGCUUGGACCUAGCUUGGCAGGCAUUCAUCCCCCAAAGGUUCUUGCGUUGGUGCACCACCAAUUGCAUCUCUUCUCAGAAAAACCUGGUCUUGUCACAGGUAUCCAUGCUUGGAUAGCAUCCCAGAUAGACUGCCUGUGGGACUGCCUGUGAUCAGCACUUGCAAGCUACUAUGGUGCCCAGGUUACCAACUGGGUCCCAUCAUAAGACGGCUUCCAGGUUUUUUUUGGGUGCAAUUCAAAGUGCUGCCCCCUUGCAAGCCCUAAAUUAAUUAGGGGCUGGUGCAUCUCUCAUAGGAACUUAUUCAACAUACCCAGAUCGGCUUUAGAGGUCCCCUUUAUAGGGCUGGGACAAGACAUUUUGCUACCUGAAGCAAAGGGCAAGAUGGUGCCAUCACAUUCCACACCCGGAAUUCAAGUUUCACCUUCCACACCACCAGCAGGACAGUGUCUUCUGCUGCAUCCCUGAGAGCAGAGGCUGGCUUAAGGGUCCCCAGGGGAAUGGUGGGAGAUGGAUGCUCUGCCCACCAGCAUUGGCACCUGAAGCAGAUGCCUCCCUUUGCCUAAUGGUAGGGCUGUCCCUGCCCAUCCACCUUCAGGGCUAAGCAAGUUGGUUGCAGACUUUGCAAUGGAACAGCCAUAUUGUUAUCUCUGAGGCACUAACUAAACCUUUCUUUUUAUAAGUAAAAUUAUUAUUAGAAUUAUUAGUAGUAAAAUUAUUAAUUAUUUAAACAGAAUUUGUACAUUGUUCAAUGAAAAAAACCCUAGUAGUAGUAGUAGUAGUAGUAAUAGCAAUAGCAGUAGUAUUGCUUAGUUUUGGGGUGGGGUGAAGGUGGACAAGGCAGACUGAGUGUCCCCUCUCUUCAAAGGGGGACAGGCACCUUGUGGAAAAGCAGAGUUUGACUCCUAUCCCUCUCCUCUAUAGACAGAGCCUGUGGGUCCAGUGCAGUUUCUUCAAGCGGCACUGGAGAACCGGAUUCCUGUCAUUGAGAAAUACCUGGCAGAUGGAGGGGACCCCAACGCUCAUGACAAGGUAAAGGGGGUGCUAAGAAACGCAAGCCUCCUGCUUCCAUCCGGAAUUUGCCUAAUGAUGAAACAGUUCAGGGAGCCUACGGCAAAGGCAAGGAUGGCAGCUGGGGUGGAGGAUACUAGCAAAGGGAGAGAGAGGCAAAUUUGCCCAAGAUAUAUUGGUGUGAAGAGCCAAAAAGCACCUCCCCUUUUAUUCAGCCUUAAAGGGUGCAAUCACCUGGGGCAUUCUCUUGCACAAGCCCCACUGAAAGGAACCAACCUGAUAUUGCGCAACUCUCGCUCACUCUGCAGGAGAUCUUCUCUGGAGAGUGUGGUUGUUUUAGAUCAUUUCACUUAAGUCCAAAACUCUGCUGCUUUCAUCACAGCUGCAGCAUCAGGGGCUCCCCCCCCUCACCCUGGUCAGGUCUCUGCCUUGGUUUUAUUUGGUUGGAUUGAAUGGUCUUAUGGGGAACCCCCUUUAGACACGGAGUUAUGAAACACACAAUUACCAUUUCCCUUCUUCGUCCGUCCCCCCCCCCCUUGCAUUAUAAGCAAUUCCACAUUCCUGAUGCAUUAGACCAAACAGCAGCAAAAAGCAGUUUGCCAGCUCUGAUGAUAAAAAACAAAAAGACCCAGCAUAUGCAGCUUUGCAUUCCAAACUCACUUAAAUCACGGCACUACUGAGGCUCCUGGAAUAAAAUUGAGUUUGCUUUUCCUCCUGCCCUGAUGCAAAAGCACAUUUACUUUGGAAUAGCCUCAUUUUGGUGUAGAAGAGGAUAAUAUAUUUUACAGUAAAAAUGACAACAUGAGCUCAGGCUUCCACCCCCAACUAUAAAAAAUAAGUUGAAAGGAAGGAUGUUGCUGCGGUGAUGAGCGCCAGUUCUGGAGGGGCCUGGGGUACCCCUGCCAGCUCAGGGACCAACGUCGGGCCUUUUGGCCACUUCUUCCAUCAGCUGCCACUCUCUGGGAUUGUCACUUGAUUGCCCCUCCCCCACGCGCCAACAACCCCGAGAUCCAGCCGCAGAUGCACCACCUACCUCACUAAAGCCAUCUUAGUUGAUUGAUUACAUCUGUCUAAAUUUGCAUCAGUGGAAAACAUUCCCAAAGGAUAGUUUUAAAAUUCCAGGUGUUUUGUGCCAGGCAUCACCUCAGAAGUGCGGUUCUUGCUUCUCUCUCACGCGAUGAAUGGUUGCUAAGAUGGCCCUUUGCUAUCUGCAGUUUUGAUAGGUGCUUGUAUCAAAAAUAUACAUCCACAAGAGUGCAAGUGGAGCGUGGCUGCAGGAUCAGGCCAAAGGCCCACCAGCAUCCUGUUCUCUCAGUGGCCUAGCCAGAUGUCUCUCUGCUUGCGAUGGCCGCAGCCGCCAUUCAGGGUCACGCUGCCUCUCAGCAGGGAGAGAGCCGAGCCCUUGUGGCCAGCAGCCAAGGAGAGCCUUGUCCUCCUCCAUGAAUUUGUCCUGUCCUCUUGUAAAGCCAUCCAAGUUGGUGGCAUCACUACAUCGUGUGGGACAGAUUCCAUCGUUUAACAUCUGUGUGAAGUGCCUGCUGCUGGAUCAGGCCAGUGGCCCAUCUAGUCCAGCAUCCUCUUCUCACAGGGGCCAGCCAGAUGUCUGUGGGAAACCCGCAUGAGAGCCGUCUCUUCCCCACUUUUGAUUCUCGGUAUCUGGCAGUCAGAGGCAGACUAGCCCUGCACAAUAUAUUCACAUGGAGACAGUUGCUCAGCAACUUUUUAAGCUGCAUUGCACCAGAAGCAGACAACCCCCUGGUGGAAAUAAAACUUCCCCUUUGGUGUUCCCCAGCUUCAUUCACUACAAACCCCAAGAUUUUGGGUCCCCUCCAUACGGGUGCUGAACUUUUGUAGUUGUUUCAUGGGGUUUUGUAGCAUGAACCCCACGUUUUGUAGCCCCCCCCCCAACUGAGUAAUUGAUAUACAGAAUCAAGCUAUGAACCCCUGUUGGAUGUAUCAGUUCCUCAGUUUGGGAGGCCCUGCAAAAUGCAGGGUUUGCACUACAAAACCUACAAAACAACUACAAAACUUUGCCAUUGGUUUGGAGGGGAUUCAAAAUGUCAUGGUUCGUGGUGAAUGAAGCUGUCUUCGCCCAACCCCAAAGUAACAAAUGCUUGUCAAAGCUGCUAUGUGGCUCUGAUCACUGGUUUCUCUGUAGGCAAAUGUGUUUCACUGCAGGGGUAAAAUCCCCUGCAAAGGAGAAUUCCCUCCCUGCCACAUCCUUCUUCCAGGUCCCCCUACCCUGAAGUGUUUCCUCUGCUGCGCUAUAAGCCUGGCAGUGAGGGUGGAGAUACGCGUGGAGAGGGGGAAUCAGUGGAAGGGAAAAGCUUAAGCGCACUUCUUCCCAGCACUUCUCCCCUACAAACAUCCCAUUGCCCUGUCCCUCAAGUUGCAUGACUUUGACAAAGGUCUGCAUUUGCUAGAGCAGCCCUUGUCAACCUGGUGCCCUCCAGUGCUGGCUGUGGCUGAUGAGAGUUGUAAUUGAAACCUUCUGGAGGGCACUGGGUUGGCAAAGGCUAUCCUAGAGUAAUGUGCAGUUCUGCACUAGGAAGGAGAUCCCCUGCCCCAGGAUAGGCUGUUUUGGCUUGAUGGGCUGUGCCAAGUAUCCAUCAUAGAAGACCCUCAGGGGUGGAUGUGAAAGGGGUGGGCAGGCUUGCAGGGUGCCGGCCAGUCAAGACAAGGGGCUCCCUUGUGUUUCCUCCUGCAGUUCAGAUGUACAGCCCUGCACCGGGCCUGCUUGCGGGGCCAUGCAGAGAUCGUGGACAAGCUGCUGGAAGCUGGGGCCAAGCUGGAGCCAAGAGACAUGGUGAGCACCCAGGGAUUCCUGACCCCUGCUGCUGGAGAAAACGUACCCAUCAAUCACUACUUUAACUUCACUCACUGGCUUAAAAAUGCUAAAAAGCAGGAGCAAGCCAGGUUGGCUGUCGUCGGGGCCACGAUUCCAGCCCAGAGGACAGGCAUGCGCUCUCCUGCCUGGCUGAAGCUCUAGUGGUUGAAGAGGGAAAGAGAGGCAGGGAGGGAGAGGUUGGGACCCUUUCCAAAAAGUAGGAAGGGUACGCCCACCCCACCGUUCUCUUUGCCAACCUGGUGCUCUCCAGAUGCUUUAGAGUACAGCUCCCAAGAGCCCCAGCCAGCAGGGCUGCAUGAUGCUGAAGAUGAUGAUGGGAUUUGUAGUCCAAAAUGUGGCAGGCGCCUAUUGGCGAAGGCUGCUUUAUGCCACAGACUGCCCUUCCCCACCUCCCCGCUCCUGUGCAGCCAGACCUUCUUGUGCCCCAAAUGAUCUUCUCCCUAUAAUGAGCGGGCUCUGCUUUGACGCAGCUGGACGCGACCCCUGUGCUCUGGGCCUGUCGUGGGGGGCACCUGGAGAUCCUCAAGCGCUUGAUGGGCAGAGGAGCCAAGAUCUCCACACGGGACAAGGUGAGCAGCCUCAGCCAAUGCUGCCUGCCCCAUCUGGGGGGCGCUGCCUCCGUGACGGAGUGGGCUCUGAGGGAUUCUCUUUCUCUGGCAGCUGUGGAGCACCCCCCUGCACGUGGCCGUCCGGACAGGGCACAGCGACUGCGCAGAGCACCUCAUUGCCUGCGGGGCAAACAUCCAUGCGCAAGACAAGGUACGAGAUGGAGGGGAGGGGUGGCCUCUGCCUCUGGGCUGUGGGGAGCAGCUGGGGUGGCCAAGCCCUCAUUUUGGCUCUGCCCAAAAGUCUGCACUGUUUUGGGGAGGUGAGCUGGCAGCAGAAACCCUCCUGAGUUCAGCGGCUGAGUUCUCUCCCUGCCACCGGAGGCGCUAUGCCUCUGAAUGCCGGGAAGCCCCUGCGAGGAGUGAGGGGCUGCUCAGGUUUCUUUGGUGUCUGGAUGGCCUUUGAGGAUGGGAUGCUGGACCAGAUGAGCCUUUGGCCUGAUCCAGCUGCAGGGCUCUUCUGAUGGUCUUUCCUUCCAGGCACUUUGGGGUGUAUCCUCAAGCUCUUUCAGAAAUGGCCCUCGCCUCACAGUGAGCUCUUUGCUUUAGCAGAAGGAAUUAUGCAAAAUAAAAGCAAUUGCGCUUGUUUGCAUAAUAUAUGCAAGACACAGAAUUUUUUUUAAUCUGACACACUCUGCACACAGCCCUCCUUUUACUGAGUUGGCGCAUUCAUCCUUCUAGCCCAGGUCAGUUUGUUCAUUGCCAUUUUCCGUGGGUCCUUGAGGCUUCCAGCAGGGCUUUUUCCUAGCCUGGGAUCCUUUUAGCCGGAGAUUGACCCAGAGAUCCUUUUGCCUGCAAAGCAGCAGCUCUUCUGCCGAGCUAGGAAUCUGCCCUUUAACUGGCCCUGGUGUGGAGGAGGCCAGGCGCACUUACUCUGCCUCCCCCUGCCCAGGAAGGAGACACGCCCCUUCACGACGCAGUCAGGCUGGGACGCUUCAAGGCUGUGAAGACGCUGCUGAUGUACGGGGCAAACCUGGCCAUCCAGAAUGAGGUGAGGCAUGGACAGUGGGGAGGUUUUACCACCCUUUCAGAAUGGGCAGCAAGCAGGGAAGAGCCUUGGGCACCCAGAGCUUCUGUGGGUCUGGUGGCACUGCUCUAUGGUGCAAAUGUACCAUUCGCUUUCUGCGCCACUCUAAGGCCUAGUCUACUCUAGGCUCACUGAGUCUGUAAACUUGUGUCUGGGCUGUAUCAUAGCAGGCUGCAGGUGAUAGCUUCAGAUGCUAAAUGCUCCUCCAUAAAAGGGCCCUUCACAUAGAAAGGACAAAGGUCAGUCUAUAACCCUUCUCAGCACCAUGUAAUUUCCCAGUAUAGGGUUUUUUUUAAUGAGUGUCCAUACCUGCACUCAGAAGCCUAGGCAAAUUUACUGGCAGAGUGAGAACUAAGCUGAUGCUCAACGAGGACGGUUAGAGGGGGCUGCUUGGGCGAGAAAAGCCCCCGUUGCUUGCCUUCUGCGGCCAGCGGUGGGCCUGUGCCAUAGCCUGCCAUCCCAUCUGUCAAGAAGCCCAAACAGGCUGAGCCUGUAGUGUGGGGAGCAUGGAAGCUGCAGCUCUCCAGGGUGCAGCCUGCUGCCCUGUGGUCAGUCCUGCCACAACACCUGGCAUGUCUCAGGCUCCCCACUCCAACAGAGAGAUUGGAAGGCUUCUUUCUGCCUCUUCCUGGCCUUCAGCUUGAGGCAGGAAGCGGAGAGGCAGGCAGAGCUGUCUGAUGCCAUUUUUUGUUCUGGCAGGAGGCGGUGACUCCAGUGGACCUGGUGAAAGACUGGCAGAUGGGCAUCCGAGAGACACUGCAGGCCUGUGCCAACCGGCAGCGAGGCCCCCUCAGGAGCUGCUGA
Molecule: messenger RNA, 11480 nt
Organism: Podarcis lilfordi (Lilford's wall lizard)
Lineage: Eukaryota; Metazoa; Chordata; Lepidosauria; Squamata; Lacertidae
Source: the annotation of a GenBank genome assembly